Closterium sp. Yama58-4 is the source of this 2412-nucleotide messenger RNA. The record is from the annotation of a GenBank genome assembly. Lineage: Eukaryota; Viridiplantae; Streptophyta; Zygnematophyceae; Desmidiales; Closteriaceae.
AUGGACGGCAAUCCUUUCGGCCGUCAUCAUCGUCACACCCAGCGGGGUGCAUUUCCAUUCGACCCACAACCUCUCGAAGCAAGCGACGAUUUCUCCGCUUCCUGGCCCGCUCCCGCCAGCGGCAUCGCCGGCGUUUCCCCCGCUUCCGCCUCCGCUGCUGUUUCAAUCUCCCACUUCCUCCCCACUCACUUCAACCCUCCGAAUGCUUCCGCAUUUGGCGCAGCGGCUGGAUCUUCGGCGGACCGUUCCGCGGCUGCCGCGCAGCCCUUUCUGCGCAAUGAGGCGCAGUUUUCCGCGCCUCCUGCGCCUUCCGCGCCUUCCGCACCAUCUCCCGCAGCUGCGCUUGAGUUUGCGUUGCUAGAAUCGCAGCUGUUAUCUGCAGUGGCGCAGCAAGCGUCUCAUGCGUCGCAGCAAGUGUCGCAGCAAGCGUCGCAUCAGCCGUCGCAGGACGUGUAUGGCGAAGAGCACUUCACUUCUGCAGAUACAGGUUUGGGACUUGUAGGUUCGGAGGCAGCGGACCUGUCGCUUGUAGGGUCGGCAGUAGCAGGCUUGGAACUUGUAGGUUCGGCAGUGGCAGGCUUGGCAGCGGACGGAACAGAUGCGUUUGACUUGGACGUUGAGGUGGCUCGGCUUGGGGGAGAAGAAGCAGAGGGGGAGGAGGAGAACGGGCAGAGGGAGGGGAAAGAGAGAGAAGAUGGGCCGGAAGGAGAUGGUGAAACUGGUGAGAUGAUGGGUGGGAGAGGGAGCAGGAAGAGACGGCUGGAGGACUUACGACAGACGGAGGGAGAGGUGGAAGGGGGAGUUGAAGAACCUGAAGAGGAAGGGGAGGAGGAAGAAGGGAGAGAGGGAGGAUCAGGAAAGUUGAAGAAACGAGAGAAACGUAAGGAGGGAGAAGGAGAUGGUGAGGAAGGAGGGAACAAAAGUAACGCCCUGCUUUGCCCAUCCAUUCCCACAACUCCCUCACCUCUCCUCUGCUCUGAAGCUGAAUUCCAACAGCUCUUAACCUGCAUCAAAACCUCCACUAACGAGGAUGCCAUCGCCAUGGUUCUCCUCCUCCUGCUAGAGGAGCAGCGCGCUGCCAAAGAGACCUCCUUCUUCCUGAAGCGCCUGCGGGUGAUUCGCUCCGAGUACCUGCUGCGCCACCACUCCCUCGUGCGCUCCAUCGAGCUCAAUCUCCAUCGGGACAUCGCAGACAACAACGCAAUCCGCCAGCAGGAGAUCCAACGGCUCAGGCGCGUCUGCAUGGCCGGCAUGACAGCUGGCGCCACGCUCUCGCAGCACCAGAUGGUGUACCGGCGGCUGUGGACGCGGCCACGGUCCCGCGCGUGGUGGGAGGAGUGUAUUGACCCGAAUUACCCUCCGGAAACGUUCCGAAAGACGUUCAGGAUGAGCCGGGAGACUUUCAUGGAGCUGUGUGACAUUCUCGGGCCGCUGAUUGUGAAGCGGUCUACCAGAAUCAGGGAGGCGAUUCCUGUGGACAUCAGGAUUGGAGCGGCGAUCUGGCGCCUGGCCACUGCCGAGCCUCUGCACUUGAUCUCCAGGAGGUUCGGGCUCGGCCAGACCACUGUUCAUUUCGUCUCGAAUGACGUUCUCAGGGCGCUGAAUGAAGUUGUUCUGCCCAAGGUGGUUGUCUGGCCUGAGCCGGGCAGCACCCGGGCAGCUGAAAUUUCUUCCCAGUUUCUGGACCUGUUCGGACUGGAUCAAGCUUCGUCUGUUGCACAGCAGCUGGGAAACGGGAGGCUGAUUGCAACUCUCUACACAACCCACCUGCCCAUCAACACGCCUAGGUCUAACCUUGCAAAAUAUCACAACAAGCAGCACACUGAGCGUUUCGCUCGCCCCUCCUACUCCAUAGCCAUGCAAACGGCCAUUGAUGCUAACGGGCAGUUCUUAGACCUUUGCAUCGGGCUGCCCGGCGCGCUUUCUGACGAGGAGGUGUUGCAGCAGUCGACCCUCCACCAGAAAGGACACAAUGGAGAGCUCCAGGGAGCCAAGGUCAUCGGGUUGCGGUCGUACCCGCUUCUGGAUUGGCUGCUGGUUCCGUACGCCCAAUCAGACAGCGCCACGUGGUACCAGACGACGUUCAACGAGUGCAUAGAGAAGGGCACUGCGGUGGGGAAGGACGCGAUUGGGCGGCUGAAGGGACGGUGGAGGAUCCUGCUGAGGCGGGCGGAGGGGAAGCUGCAUGAGCUGCCGCGGUUGGUGGGGGCGUGCUGUGCGCUGCACAACUUUCUGGAGCACAAGGGCGAGGCGUUUGACCCUGAGUGGGCGCAUGAGGCCUUUGAUGACUACGUGCCCGCCAAGCAAGCCGAUGACGAGUCCCCUGCUGCCGUCGCCGAGAGGGAUGCGCUGGCCCACGGCAUGUUCCAGGCCGUGCACGGGUGGGAGGGCCACGCUGCCAAUGCGCUGUGA